Messenger RNA from Megalops cyprinoides (Indo-Pacific tarpon), 1364 nucleotides. RefSeq names its product RNA-binding protein 43-like. The transcript is spliced from 6 exons. NCBI's taxonomy places the organism in Eukaryota, Metazoa, Chordata, Actinopteri, Elopiformes, Megalopidae. Gene Ontology annotation, molecular function: RNA binding. Bases 57 to 1364 code for a protein of 435 amino acids. The record is from RefSeq and is a predicted model, not a curated record.
AAGUACGUGGACUAGCUAGUUAGCUGGAACUGGAGUGGUGCUUAGUCUAAAAAGUGAUGGACCAGUCGGAAGAGUCCCGGACUGUUGUGGUCUCAGGUGUACCGGAGAUAUUAACAUCUAGUAGAAUGGCGGACAAACUGGUUAUUCACUUUCAAAGGUCCAGAAGUAACGGAGGAGACGUGGUUAGAAUCCAAUACCCUACAAACUAUAAGGGUGUUGCUUUCAUCACGUUCGAAGACAUCGAAGAUGCUGAGAGGGUCCUUAAGAAGGAACAGAUAAUGCAAGACAAGGAGUUCCCCAAAGAGUAUGCCCUUACUGUAUUCAAAUUUAGUGAUGAUGUGUUCUUCUUUGUGCGGGCUGAAGUGGACCUGUCGCUCUUCAGCAAUUACGACAAACUGAUCCAGGAUCUGCAGGCCGUGCACCGGUCAGUCAGAAUCUCCCUGUUGCCGUCUAAGGGAAGGGUCACAGUAGAGGGGCCCUUCAGGGCAGUGAGAGAGCUGAGAGAAGACCUGCUCAGACAAGCCCGGACAGGUAGGGAUCGUCGUGUGGGGUCGAGAACAGAUGACCAGUCAGCAGAUGUGUUAAAGGGUUCUUUGGAGGACACUUCUGGCGAUGAUCAAGAGAGUUCUAUAUGGGUGGAUACCAAUACUCUCAGGUACAUUCAGAAGUUUUACAGCGACGACUAUGACCGCUGUCUGAGUAAGUACUUUGUGGAUGCGGGUCUUGAGGAGGUGGGCGAUCUUACUCUGAUAACACUGAAGGGGAAAGGGCGGUCCUCCUCAGUACGGAGUGCCAAAUCAGAGCUGGAACAUCUGGUGAUGACCAGGCAGUCCGCCCUACGCUUUCAGCGGAUCGACUACAGGAGCCCAGACGAACACCAAAAGAAAAAGCUUUUGCACCUGUGCAGAGACUUAAAUGCCUUAUACAAUGAUAUUCUUUUGAUUCCACUGGACUCUUGCAUUGAGGUCAUCGGACCCUCUGCCUCAAGUCACCUGUUCUGUAAGGGGGUGGAGCACAGACGACGUCUACCAGCGGCAGAUGUCCCCCCCCACCCCCACCGCGAGCGCCGCGUUGGGCCCACCGCGCCGGCAGCCCCUCCAUCUGGAGCGCAUUUCCCAGCCUCUGAGCUCCGCGGGUCGGUGGAAGAGCUCCAGACCGCUGAGGAGCAGAACGGGGCCGCUGACAGGCAGAACGGCCCCAGCCCCUUGCCGGCUCCCAUGGGGUCCUCUGAUCUGAGUGUGGGGCAGCUCUCAGAUUCACCCUCUGGUGUGAGUGGGGAGGGCCAGACCAAGCGCCUGCAGUCUCAGAGAAUCACGACCAACAUGCUCAAUCGCUAUGACAACCCCACUGGAGCCCAGCCUUAG